GGCUCCAGUGCAGUUUGAUCCAGUUCCAGUAAAAUGGCCAAAUACUUCUUCUUGUUGCUUGUUUUGGCGGGACUUGUCGCAGUCCAGGGUACCCGAGGCCUUCGAGGCCAUAGGCACAGAGGAUCCCACCAUCUGCUUGGAGCCAGCAGCCUGAUUGGUCUUGGAUACGGACUCGGAGCGGGAGGAUACUAUCCGUAUGGAGCAGUACCGUCAGGACUAUAUGCAACGCCAUUACACUAUCCCCUGUAUAACGCUCACUACGGACUGAGUCACGGAUACGGACACGGUUAUGGCUAUGGACAUAAGCCCAAACAUGGAUUCCAUCUUGGCUAUGAAGUCGGAUACCAGGGCAAGCUCGGAUACGUCAAGCUGAAGCGAGACAACCUGAAAUCUCUUCAAGUUGCAGUCGGUCUUGGUCAGGAACAGCCAGCAUACUACGGUUAAAUCAGAUGUGAACUGGAUUCACAUUAUCAACUGUUGCCGAUGAUUCACACGACCCGGAACGACGCAGAGCAAGCGCACAUUUUGUGUUGGCACAAUUAGUCAUUAUAGGAAAGAUCAAAGUGAAGCUCUGCCAAGUUCACCGUUGGUCUCAUCUAUCUGUCACCUGUUGGCGUGGUUGUUUUAAACCCCGUUGCAGAACCAACCGAUGAAACGAUAAGCCCUGCUCGAUGUAACAACAUUGCCACACCAGUUCUUCCGUGUCGUGUGAUAUGGCAUAAUGCAAAACCAAAAAAAAAAAAGUUUACACGUGUAAGUAGUUUGAACGCACUAAAACCGAUAGUUACUAAGCAAUCAUAGGAAGUAAGAGUGUGGCAAACUGUGGAUUUUGUAUGCAUCAGUGAACUCGAAACCGAGCAGCGUUGGUGUUUCUAUAUUUAAGCCGUAGACUUAUU
Topomyia yanbarensis is the source of this 896-nucleotide messenger RNA. Its product is annotated as glycine-rich protein-like. The transcript is spliced from 2 exons. NCBI's taxonomy places the organism in Eukaryota, Metazoa, Arthropoda, Insecta, Diptera, Culicidae. The record is from RefSeq and is a predicted model, not a curated record. Bases 34 to 444 code for a protein of 136 amino acids.